This is a messenger RNA of Micropterus dolomieu (smallmouth bass), 3294 nucleotides long. RefSeq names its product TRAF-type zinc finger domain containing 1 (gene trafd1). The record is from RefSeq and is a predicted model, not a curated record. The coding region runs from base 442 to 2208 and encodes 588 amino acids. Lineage: Eukaryota; Metazoa; Chordata; Actinopteri; Centrarchiformes; Centrarchidae. The transcript has 14 exons.
AACCAUACAGUUUAUGACUUGAACACCUUCAUCACAUUUUAUUAGAAAUACUGGUAAUAUCAGAUAUCGGAUCAAAUUGAAAAGCUGUGGCACCGGGACGUUUUUACAAGUGCACGGUGUUUACUCAACCAAUCACGUUCGAGUUUGGAGAGAGGGGGUAUUUCGCCCUGACGUUAGACUAACAUUUAGCUUUAACCAUAGACUGGAUCUAAAAAAAAACGUAACCUCUAUAAAAUGUACGCCCCUUACAAAUGCAGACCAUCGUGUGAUACUACAAAUUGUUAAGGUCGUUCAAGAUGCUUGCUGAUUAAAGUUGACUGGAAAUCUUGUUAAUCCAGGCCAUCAUUGUCAGCUAACGUUAGCUCCCUUCCUGGUGAGCAACCCGAAAGAGCUGUCAACCAGUUUAGCGGUUAGAAACAUUAUUAAGGGUUUGGUAGAGCCAUGUCAGAUGAAAAUACACAGUUCUGUGGCAAUUGCAAACAUGAUAUUCCUGAGGCAAAUUUUACUACCCAUGAGAUUCACUGUCGAAGAAACAUUGCACUGUGUGAUGUAUGCCAGGAGCCGGUGCCCAGGUCAGACCUGCAGGAGCACAAACAGCAGGAGCAUACACAGAUUACAUGCAAGUGUGGUUUGAAGAUUGAGAAGAAUCAUGUUGAUGUACACCAGAGCUCUGAAUGUUCUCAGCGGCUGGUCCCGUGCCAAUACUGUGAACUGGAGAUUGCUUUCAGUCAGUCCAAAGAACAUGAGGAUUAUUGCGGUACACGCACUGAGCCCUGCUCAAACUGCAAGUGCAAUGUAAUGUUGAGGGAACAAGGUGUGCAUCCAGUCUUAUGUGCAAGCCUCACACCACCCCAAGAGAGGAACAAUAGCCGGACAAGUCGCAGUUCAGUAGAACCGCAGUCUCCGGGACCAUGGUUUGAAGCCCAUUCCAUCCGAAACCUUCUAGGAGCCCAAGAGAGAGGCCCAAAGAAUAAUAACAUCAGUGCAGCAGAGCAACAGGGAUUUCCCCACCCAUUUGAUACCAGAGUUUAUAACACUUCAGGGGGACCUCAAGGAUCAGGAGACUGGAAGAAUUCUGCCCCUAGAAAUACAUUUAGCCACAUGCUGGAGCAGAGGGAUUUUCUGACCAGCAGCAGCAGCAGCAGUACAUGGCCUCAUAGUGAGCUCACCCUUGAUGAGGAUUCAUCAGGCCUGGACUACAUGUUGGCUCUCAGCCUGCAGAGUGAUGGAGAAUCUGUGGCUGGAGGUGUAGAGGGCAACGUGUGGAGUGGUAUCUGGGACCACAAGUUUGGGAAGACAUUUAACACCUCUGUAAACUCUUCACUCUCUCUGCCCAACAACAACUACCCACAUUUCACUACCAGCACAAGUACAGUCCAGGAACAUGAUCAAACAGAUACCAUGCUGCCUUGUGAGUUUUGCGAAGAGCUGUUUCCUGAAGAGGACCUCAUUUUGCAUCAGACUGGGUGCAGCCCCGCCUCUGCCUUUGCGUCCUAUAGCAAGCAUCCCACGUCUCCACCUAAAGAGGACCGGAUGAGCAGGAACGCAUCAGGGCUGAUGCACAAUGUCCCUGACACACUCGCUUCAAACAUCCCCACUUUCCAUCGGUCGGUCUCCCCGGCCUCCUAUAGUCCUCCAGCCAGUCCACUAGAGGGCGAUGUGGUUAUUCCAUGCGAAUUCUGUGGCAUUGCUCUAGAAGAGGCUGUUGUCUUUCACCAUCAGGACAAAUGUGACAUGCGUCCUCAGACUGCUCAUCCACUGAAUAAUCUAACAAGAACAUCUGUCAAAAAACCACUGAGUCCUGGAAAAGAGACCUUUAGCAGGAUGUCUCCAGAUUUUCAAGGAAGAGUAAAGCACCAAGGUAACUUAUUGGAGGAGGACUUUGGAUUUGACAGAGACACACCACAAGGACAAAACCCAAGGGAAUGGCAGAGAGGCUACAUUGGACGACCAAGUCAAAGGAAGACGUCCAACUGUGAUGUUUCUGUCACCACCAGACCACAGCAUGGCAGGGAAGCAGAGGGGGCUCAGUCGUCUUUCUGUGACACUGAGAAGUCUGGUUCUGUAUCUUUAAAGGGACUAGUACCAGAAAAUAAAGAAGGGAGAGGGAACAUAAGGAAUCCAAUGACAAAGAAACACAAUUCCAACUUCUGUGCGUUCAAGUUCAAGUUGCCCAAGAAGCAGAAUGAAGAGCAGGAGGAAGAGUGAGAGCAGGGACGUCUGGAGAAGUAGACAAACCAAAUCUCAUACUCUGCUUUUCAUUUAUCUUUUUGCACACUUUUGAAAAUGAAACACAUACCUAUCUAAUAAGUGCCUGUGUGAGUAUUAGUAUCUUGCAGUUUAUAUUUUCAUGAAUUCUACUAUUCAAGUGUAAGUAAGUAUUUCGGUUUAUUCAUGCAUUUUCUGCUUCAUUUCAAGAUUUGUUUCAAAGGUUUGUAUGUCUAACAUCUAGCCUUAACAGUUAAAUUAAAAAAUCAAUUUUUAUUUACAGUGAUUUGAAGUUUUUUAUUUUUUUUUUAACCGUACAAGUCGUGUCAUGGCUUAUUAAGAACAAUGAGAACAUCAAACACAGACACAUGACUUUGUCAGUGUAGAUUUGUCUAACUUAAUCUUUACCUUGUUGCUUUAGCCAAGGACAUUUUGUUUUCUCCCCUGUUUGCCAGUUCCUUCCUGGUUUCUGCAUCCUUAUGUAACCUAAAGCACUUUGAUAGAUUAUUUUGUUUAAAAAGGGCUUCAGGAACAGAUUUGAUAAAUUUAUGCAUCUUUGACCAAGAAAAAAAAAAAAACUGUAUUAUCGAACAUUUGUCUUUUUAUACUGUCUAUCAUUUGUCUUUAAUACUCCUCAGUAAUUUUGAUUUUUUUUUUUUUUUUUUUUUUUUUUUUAAAUCUUAACUAUAGAACUCUAUAUAUGUGCUGUUAUGAUGAUGGCUUUUGAAACAGUGUCUCCUGUCCAAUCUUCUUUUCAUGUAGUAUGAAAAAUGUUGUGUGCUGCUCCUCUAAAUAGAAUUUAAGAUUGAUAAGAAGUGUUUUGUGUGUAACAUAGGGUCCACCUUAGAAAUACAUAUAAAGUAGGCAAGCAUCAGAGGUUGAGAGUCUUGAGAAAUGGCAGAGCAUUUUCUUGAUUAAAACCUGAUCAACAAGCUCAACUAGUGAGGAGCAAGUAAUCAGUGAAAUCACCUGGUGUGGUGUUUUGAUGGACUGUAGGCACUCAUAGCACAUGGCUUACUACUCCUGUUUAAGAACAACUUUCUUGAUGCCCUUUGUCUUGUGUGGCUAUUAAAUGUUUAAUGAUAA